This is a messenger RNA of Mus caroli (Ryukyu mouse), 714 nucleotides long. RefSeq names its product SUB1 regulator of transcription (gene Sub1). Gene Ontology annotation, molecular function: transcription coactivator activity; DNA binding. The record is from RefSeq and is a predicted model, not a curated record. Gene Ontology annotation, biological process: positive regulation of transcription initiation by RNA polymerase II. NCBI's taxonomy places the organism in Eukaryota, Metazoa, Chordata, Mammalia, Rodentia, Muridae.
GGCCGCUAAGCUGCCGUCAUUUCCGGCUCUCUGUCAGUCCGGAGUAGGCGAACGAGCGAGGGAGAGGUUUUUGGUCGGCCGGAGCGGAGCAAUGCCUAAAUCAAAGGAACUCGUUUCUUCAAGCUCUUCAGGCAGUGAUUCGGACAGCGAAGUUGAAAAAAAGUUAAAGAGGAAAAAGCAAGUUGUCCCAGAGAAACCCGUGAAGAAGCAAAAGCCUGGUGAGACUUCUAGAGCACUGGCAUCCUCCAAGCAGAGCAGCAGCAGCAGAGAUGACAACAUGUUCCAGAUUGGAAAGAUGAGAUAUGUCAGUGUUCGGGACUUCAAAGGAAAAAUUCUAAUUGAUAUUAGAGAAUAUUGGAUGGAUUCAGAAGGUGAAAUGAAACCAGGAAGAAAAGGUAUUUCUUUAAACAUGGAACAAUGGAGUCAGCUGAAGGAACAGAUCUCUGACAUAGAUGACGCAGUAAGAAAGCUGUAAAAUCUGAGCCAUAUCAAACCUGUACUGUUGUAGUUGUCUUUUUACAUUGGCUUUUGUUUUCUAAAUGUUGUUUUCCAAGCUGUUGUAUAUUUGGAUUGCAGAACAAUUUGUAAGACAAAUACUUUUUUUUAAUGUGCAUUAUUAAAAUGUUCUAAGUGAAGCUAAUUGUCAAGUUUAUUAAAGAGGAUUGCUUUGUGCCCCCUACCUAGUGUAAAAUAAAGUCAGAUCAUUACAAUCUU